AUGGAGCUGGAGAACAUAGUAGCCAACACUGUACUGCUCAAAGCCAGAGAGGGUAAGUUGACACGUACAGGAGCUGAUAGAGAGGGAGUGAGUGGGCCUGGCUGUGGGUUAGGAAGCAGGAAAGGUGGAAGAAUGGGAACGUUAGUCAGCCUGCGGACUCAGCAGGUAACAGCUCCAGAUGCAGCAGAGAAGGAACCUUCUUCUGCACUUAGACUGUCAUGGUGAACGAGUCCCGUGGAGUGGGAUUCAUCAGGUGAUGAAAUUUAACUGCAGAUCAGUCCCACAGACCGUGACAGAGAGGACGAGGUUUUCCCACAUAUGUAAGAGAGAGAGAGAGGGGAGGGGGUCUGCCUCCCACAUCCGCUUUCUUCUCUGUCUGUGGAAAUGAAUUCACUCUUUCGCAACAUUAUACAUGCUGAGGCAGGGAAGACUCACUCACUCACUCACUCACUCACUCACUCACUCACAGAGACAGAGGAGGAGAAAGGAGAGAGUGGGCCGGCUGGCAUUUCCACGGUGAUCUGCUGACGUGACUCGUGUUUAAGAGGCCUGAACCCACAGAGAGAGAGUCUGCUAUCAGAGCAGAAACACUCCUGAGUCUGAAGGCCACAUACAGAUGGAGAACAUGAGGGUCCGUUAAAGACCCUGAUCAGGCCUGCAGGUGAACAUCAGGCACUUUGACAGUCUGGGUGAAGUCUUCAGGGACCCUGAUCCAGUCUGAGGUGUAAAAACCACCACCUGGAUCACCUUUCUGUGGAGAUCUGCUGCUGUGUCCUCAGGUACGGUGGCCGAGAACCGACACUGCUGCAAAAAAUAAAGAAUGCAAAAAAAAAAAAAGAAAUCGAAGCUCGCUGCAAAUUAAAAAAAAGCCACAACAGAAGUUAACGAUGCAAAAAAAAAAGAGUUACUUACUGUAAAAAUAAAAGGAUGCAAAUAAAAAAAGUCACAACAGAAGUGAGCUGUCGAGGACCAAUAAUGAUGAUGCACCGGUGUUUUACGAUCUAGACACAGAAGACGUGAAAUGAAACAAGAACCUUUCCACGAACUUCUUUGUUCGUCUUCUGUCCCUAGAUCUUAAACCCCGGUGCAUCAUCAUUAUUGGUCCCCAGCAGCUCACUUCUGUUGUGACUUUUUUUAUUUGCAUCCUUUUAUUUUUAAAGUAAGUAACUUUUUUUUUUUGCAUCGUUAACUUCCGUUGUGGCUUUUUUUUAAUUUGCAGCUGGCUCUGGUUUCUUUUUAUUUUGCAUUCUUUAUUUUUUGCAGCAGUGUCGGUUCUCGGCCGCCGUACCUGAGGACACAGCAGCAGAUCUCCACAGAAAGGUGAUCCAGGUGAUGGUUCCAGGUGACGGUGCAUCAUCAUGAUCGGUCCCCAUCAGCUCACUUCAGUUGUGUCUUUUUUUUAUUAUUUUAAUUUAUCUGCACUGUUUCUUUUUUUUAUUUGUAGCGGGCUUCGGUUUCUUUUUUUUUUUUUGCAUUGGUAACUUCUGUUGUUCCGUUUUUAUUUGCAGCAGUGGCAGUUUUCGGCCUCCGUACCCCUGGAAUGAUGUAAUUUUGAAACCUGCAGUAAUCCCACAUGUGUGUGUUUUUGUGGGUUAAAAGUGCACACAGGUUUGUGAGUGUGAGGGGUUUUUUAAGGCGACGGUCUCUGUGGAGUUUCAGAGUGACGCAGGAGAAGACAGGCGGUGAUGACAUCCUCUGAAAAAGAGGCUGCAGAGAGAGAGAGAGAGAGAGAGAGAGAGACUUUACUGGGAAAUAAUGGAAUAAUCAAGUGAAGCAGGAAGUCGACAUGCUGUCGAACCCCAAACUAAGGAUUCACCCGCCUGCAGGUCAAUCUGGACGCUUGUUUCAUGCUGCAGAGCACGGCUGCUGCGCCGGCUGAAUGAAGCCUCAUGAAUUAAUAAGAGCAGCUAAUGACCCGUGACAGAUCGAGCUUGUCCCAGCUGCUCCGUUGGUGCUCAUCCAGACCUGCACUGAGUGUGUGUGGGAGAGAAAGGGGCCUUUUACAGUCACACAUGAAAGGAUGAGACGGCUCUUUGAGUGAACGGCUGAAGCACGACUUUCUCUGCAGCCUGACGGUCGGGGCCUGCAAACACAGCUGCAUCAGCUGAUCAGCAGAGCGGGGUUGUUGCUCCGCACACGUCAGGACAUGUUACAGGUUGUUGUGAGCCUGAAACCGGUGUCCCUUCAGCUGUGAGCAGGUCUGCUCCUCUCUCUCAUGGAUGUCCCCGUCCUCCUGCAUGUUCUCAGGGGCUCAUUUCAGGUCACGUACCAACAACAAGAGAGAGAGGCUGUGAAUGGAGCGAAUGAAGAGUGUUUAUUCCUGUUUGUUUAUGCGAGUGUGUCUCAGGCUGGAGCUGAAGCGAGAGGGAGACGCAUCCUCUGUCUCCCAAAACGCACAACAGGAAGGCCCAGUUUACUCCCAGAGAGUCCGCACACUCGCCAGAUCAGACCCGAGGCUUCAGUUCAGAAAGAUCGGUAUCUUAAAGGGUCCACAAGACCCUCAGGAUCUCACUGUUUAGACCUUUUUACAGUGACUGAAACCAGAGUGCAGAGAGGUCCAAACACAGAAAUAACUGAUCAUUUUAGACUUCAUCGUAUUUAAAACUAAGAAGUAAGUGUAGAUAUAUAAGUUUAUGUAUAUAUGGGAUAUGUGUUUGCUCUAUCAGGACAGGAGUGGAUCAGCACAGGACUCCAUAAACUAAUGAACACAAUAAUUUUCCAUUUCUAAUGAUUGAUACUCAUCAGCAGAUCUGAGACACAAAUAUUGCAGCUUUAAAAAAGUCACUUUAGGCAGAGGAUCGGUCCUGUAUAUUUGUGUGACACACCGCUGCUGCUGUUCCAAAGAAGAACCCGUAGUUCAGCAAAGUUUUGUAGCUUUAAUAACUCAGAAAACGCCUCUACAGUGACCAACGACUCCACGCGUACAUCAGAUAUAAUAUGUGUUCACUUUCAGACGUGUAUCAUCGCAAAACAAAGAACAUAAAGCGCUGUCAACGAAUAUUACGGCUAGUUCGGCUCACCUCUCCACCCCAGUGCAGGUAAGACCGCCCCUUAUAUGACCUACCGGCUUUCAAACACAGUGACCAUGUGACCCAAACCCAGCGAAACCAACGGCAACCAGACAGAAGUAACUGAACCCAGGAUAACCGAUCAGCAAACAUUAUGAUUCCUAAACCCAAACUUCUCUAGAGGAGACGUUCCCUCAUGAAACCUGUUUGUCAGGCUUUUAUUUUGAUAGUUCCUGUAAAGAACAUGCUUUUAUUUUGAAGUAGUAACACACUGACUUACAGAUGAGUGCGAAAACAAGCCUACAGUAAUAAAACCAGAGGAAGAAGAAGCAGCAGCUUUUAGUGAGCUAGAUUUAGCAUCCCUCUGAGAUUUCUCAGGAAUCAAAAACAACGUUCGAGUUUCUGAUCGACUCUUUCCGACUGUUUUUUUAACUAAAACUCAGACACCUGGAGUUUCUGUGUGAGUGAUUAUUCCCGCUGAUCUCCGUGUUUUUUUAUCAGCACUUGUGGAAACUAGAUAUUGAUUAAAAGAAGCAGAGAUGGAGAUUAUCCGAUUAGAUACUUUAAACCUGGGGGAUCAGAAAGGAUUGAGGGUCAAUAUGCUGCUUCAUGUUAAUCACCGAGUGGAAAAUGUCAAUCACUCUGACGACCACAGCAGCAGCAGCAGCUCUGAUCAUAUUGAAGCAUAUCCUUGUGUGACCGCCAUCUUACAUAAAGCCAAAUGGUAUUAUACACUUUCAGUCAGAUGCAGCCCAUACGCUGUUUAAUCAAAUUGAUCGUUACAUAACAAAGUGAGUGGGCUCCUGCUCCAUCCUCCUGUGGAGCUGAUCCACGCUCUCCACAGAAGAAGACACUCUGUGGAUGAUGGGUAUCUGAGUCUCCUCUGAAGUCCAGUUAGUGGCAGGAAACGGCGAGGAAAGCUCUGCUGUCGUAAAGAUCGAUGUGAGCCGAGGAGAUCUGGGGUCACAGCAGAUCCAGAAAAACUUCCACUGACUUCAGCCUGACGUGGUCGUUUGGUCCAGUGGGCUCGGUCUGAACCGGCCUUUUUGACGUUAGAUAGAGCGGGGAGCAGCAGGGCGGUGUGUGUGUGUGUGUGUGUGUGUGUGUGUGUGUGUGUGUGUGUGUGUGUGUGUGUGAGCAGCAGAGGGGUGUGGGGGUGAAUUCCUUUGUUAAAGUGUAACCUGAGCCCAGCCGCUAUGACGAGAGCAGCAUCAGUGCAGUAGACCCUGAGCUUGUCCAGUGUGUGUGUGCGUGUGUGUGUGUGUGUGUGGGUCUAACUGCCUCCCCAUUCACAACUCUUUCUGGCAGCAGGUCCAGAUUCCAGGCCAGGCGAGCGAACGUCAUCGGCUGUCUGAGUGAAUGAGAGUAAGGGGGAAAAACUGCGUCGCUGCGUCCAGAUGCCUUUCUUGAAUUGCGGUACCAGAGCCGGGUAUUUAGUUUGGGCUACUAGCCUGAAUUCCACUCCUGAUGCCUGCUGGCUCGCUCGCCCUCUCUCUCUCUCUCUCUUUCAGCCUGCCGUGUUUUUGCAGGUUGUAGCUGCACAAGUUAAGAAAACAUGAGAAAGUCCCUGCUGUCGUAUUUGGGCGUCAUUUCAGGACAAGGAAGUUCUUCAUACGGUUCCAGCAGGUCACUGAACGACGUGAACCUCAUUGAAUAACCGCAGAGGUGAUCGAUCAGGUUAUGAAAGAGAAGAAAACGGCCUCCAGCAUUUAUGGAGGUCGACUUAAGAGGUGAUAUGAUGAGGAUGAAAUGACAAGUGAUGAUAAUGUACAGAUGUUAAAAAAUCUCUAUGAUAAACGAGUUUGCGUUUUAUUGUCGCUCUUUUUGUCCGAGUUCUUCUUCACAUCACUUUUCCUGGUCACGGCUGACUGAAUUGGAUUUUGAGGCUUACACCUGGUGGACAGUGGAGGAACUGCAGUUUAUUGUACUUCAGCGUUAGCUUUGGUAUUUAUCACUAGAGGUUGGUGCGUGUUUGACAGACUCUGUUACAGAAUCAGGUGGUUUCUAUGUAACCCCCAAUUUCCACGGCAACGACUACAAAAAGGUCGUAUCCGCCGAUCGUAGCUGAUCGUAAACUUCCUCCUUUCCGUUCCUCUGCGGAUCGCCGGACUCCUCAGCUGAUCACAAGAGUUCUAUUUUUUCUGGACGCCGGAGCAUGGCGGAUAAAUUCAGCACAGAUUAACCCGUGCUGGAAAGGAAGUCGGGCACAGACUUCAAAAUAAAACAUCCGGCUUCUUUUCAAAAUAAAACACUCCGUGUUUCAGGAGGAUCGUAUUUCACACCAUGCAAACAGGCGGAGACGAACAAGUGAAAGGUUUUUAGAUGUCAUUUCACCCCGAUGACACCAUGGAUGAGGAGAUGCUGAUUCUAGAAGUCUAGAAGUAGAUUUCCUCCUCUGGAAGGACACAAUCUACUGCUUCUAUGUCUAUGUGUCUGUCUUUAGAGAGACAACUCGUUAUCGUGAGAUUGAACGUGAAUCUGCAGGUUCUUGUGAGUUCUCGUGAUUCCUGCUGUCUGUAAUCCGCCACGAAAUUCAAAAGCUGUCUGCAGAAUUCAUGAGCUUUAGAUAUUUCCAACCCUCACAAUGAGGUUUUUAGUAAAACUAAAGAUCCAUUCGACUCUUUGAAAAGUCUCAGUCUGGAUUGCAUCAAACCUUCCCUGUGUUGGACCUUUUCGUGACCUUUUGACCUCCCAGGAUCUGCAAACGCAGCUGAUCAGACAGAACAACAACCUGAGAUAACAGACUGAAGGAUUCGUCAGCACACGCGUUUGUUGUUUCGGCUCCGGCUGCUUUCAGGGCGUAUGAUGCAGGGGGAGGGGGGAGUUUCUUUAUCAGGUGACGGCGGUGCGGCGGGUCUCGGCAUGUCGCGGAGCUGCGGCAGAAUUUCUAUGAAAUAAGCAGGAAAACCUGUUUGAAUUUGGCUCCACAGAGGUGUUUGAUGCUCGGCCCGUCAGCUCAGACGAGUCUUUGUUCAGCAGAGUCUUUGAUUCAGACCUUAUCUUCCUCUUCCUCUCAAAUAUAAACACGAACCUCCUCCUUUUGAAGGACGGCGCGCUGACACGGCGUUUCAGACUGUUGAGUAGUGAGGAGAACCGUCUGUCGUCUCCUCGCCGGGUCCUGAGGAGGAGAUCCUGAUCUGUUGGUGACCCUCAUGUCGGUGUCAUUGAACCCGGGUCAGUACCGUUUGGGUUGUGACCUCGUUCCGCCGCAACUUCAGCACCUCUGCAUUAUGUUGAGUUAAUUUUGGCGUCGAGGAUAAUGAGGAUAAAUAAAUGUUGACGCACUAAUUUUACAUGACUAAACAGACAUUGACGUAAAUGGAGAGCAAACAUGGAGGACGGCGGUGAAAUCUCCGUUAACAGACUCUGACGAAGAACCAACCGAUGAUCCGCCGUCAGGUAGAAACCCUCGCCGCUCCAUCGUGGUGUCUGUUUACUGUUCAGGUCUCCUCAGGUGAACCAGCAGACCCGCCAUGCUGAGCGGCGUCCCAAAGAUCUCCACCUUGUUUCCUCUCAUGGUCGUGUUGAAGCGCCGCCGACUCUGAGCGACUGUUUUUCAUCUCCGUUCAGUUUGAGUUUGAAUUUUUACACGAAUGUUUGAAUCUUUAAAAUAAUUCCUGAUCUGGUCGAACACGGAGACUCAAACCGAAGAAAAAGCAGAGAUACCGAUUCCUCCGUCCACACCGCGCCACAAGGCUGGCUGUGUUUUGAGUGGGAGUGUGACUCAUUUCUUCUUGAGUGGAAAAAUUCAGCUCUCUGGCUCUCUUACUAUCUCUAUUGUUAUUGCUGCCUCUGCCCACACAUACAGUAUACAUAACUCAGCUGGAUGCAACAAGUUCACUCCUGUUCUCCGGAGGCUGUCGAGUGGAAUUCUGGGAUAUAUAGGAGAGAUAAUCAUCUAAAGCAGAAGUAGACAAGGUGGGCUGAGGGAAAGUGGAAGCAGAAAAAUGUGAAUUUUAAACGGCUGUCAGUGAAGCUCUCCAGGAAUGCAGCAGCAUUAGCGGCGCUUCAGCCUUUUUCAGGGUUUUUUUUUCCCCUUGUGUCAGACAGGAAAGUGAUGAGCGGAGCGGCUCUCUGUUGUGUCUUAGUGCACUUUAGAGUCUGAGAUCUUCUUUACUUUGCUAUCAUGUCUUUUUAAUGGAGCGUACAGCGAAUAUUUGCUGAGCAUUAAUCCCGGAAUAAUCAAUACGGCGUCUUUUAAAGCUUCUCCGCUAAUGUCUGCAGGAGCGCCGCGGCUCCACUUCACUUUAUAAACUCACACACUCACAGUUCGGAGCGAGUCCAGCUCCUGAAAUGUAAAUGUAUGAAAAUGAGGAAGAAGCUGAACAUUAUUCAAAGAUCCUGAGGAGAGACGUAACGCUCUGUCAACAAAGAGCGUUCCUCACAGGAGCUUUAAAGGGAUGAGGAAGAGUUUUUCAGUGUUUGAGUCUGAAACUGCAGAGAGACGUCACGCAGGCCGGGCUACAGUUUUUACACGACCUCCUAAUAUGUCUGAUUUAGAGACUCUGACCCAAACACACAUCUUAGUUUUAGGGCUGUACGAUAAAUCGAUUUUAAAUCCUAAUCAGAUUAUUUGAUUUUGACGAUGUUAAAAAAAUUAAAAUCCUCAAAUCGAUUUUCCUCUCUAUCAUGUCUCAUGCCUCCAGGCCACCGUAGGCUCCUCCCCCUUCCUGCAGUUCCCACACACACCAGUGUAAACAAACAUGGCGUUUGCAAAAGAAGGCGAUAAUUUUGUGCCUAAAUAGGACAAGAGCGAGUCAGUCGUGUUGAAUUGGUACGACUUCACAGUUUAAGAUGAAGAGUAAACCACUCCCUGCUGUAAAGUCUGUCUGAAGGUGGUUUCAACCCGUCACCACGGAAACAAAUUUCUGUCAUAUCUGCGUUUCAUCCACACGGAAACGACGACCAUUUCAUCUCCGUGUGGAUGUCUAUCUGCAUCUCUGGAAACGAUCAUGUGACACACAGAGUAACUCUAUUAUGGCGCCAAAACAACCUUUAUACACAUGCUCUGUACUCUUCUUCUGCCUUUUGUGCAUUUCCUGUGCAGCGUUACAGCGCCACUUACUGGCUUGGCAUAUGAACUACAUCGUUUUCAGUGGUUUGGUUUUGAUGAAGUUUGGUGAAGUUUUCACUGAAUAAAAAAUCAAGUUUUCAGAGAAAAAAAAUCGCGAUUUCAUUUUUGGCCCAAAUCUCACAGCCCUAACUCAGUAUCUGUGUUUUCGCUUUACUGAGACAUGAUCCACCUCUUUACUCUGACACCAGAAAGCCUGUUUGUUUUUACUGUAUUUGCAGAAACAUGUUUAAAAAGUAUCUGUGAUUCAAGAGUCGCUGAUAUAUUAUCAGUUAAGAUGUAUUUGUAUCUCGGCUUUUCAUAAUCUGAUGUGUGUAGAGUUUGUUGUCUCAGCUUCAGCAGCUAACUCCGUGAGAGCUGAACUCUGACUCUGAAGACACUCGGACAUUCAGGUUUUAGAGACAGGAAGUAAAGGAGCUCGGAGGAUGUUGGAUUAUCUGCAACAAACCCUCAUAAUGUCGUCAGCCAUGUUGACUGAAAACAGGCUGAAAUGGCGUGAAGAAACCCCCCCUGUCUUCAUACGACUGCGUCUUCGGGCGCUCAGUUUAGACACGAGAAAACACCCAAAAUACUCAGGUGUGAAUGUUUCUGUGGUCGGUGUAGAGACAGUCUGAGAGUUUGACGUCAGAGGGAGGCUCGCUUUAACGGCGCUCAUGGGAAACUUUGGAGGUAAAGAUUAAAAUCUGAGUCUUCAGGCUCACAUGGUCGAACUCGUCGUCUGAGGAUUGUUUAUGUUUUAACAGAUUUAUGGUUCCUGUGGUUUCAACAAGAGGUCAAAAGGUCAAGCCUCCAAAAACCUGAAACAGCAGCUCUCGCCGUCUCCACCUCAGCUCCUCCAAAAGCUUUGUGUGUUUCCUUGGAGGGACGCCGCCACCGCCGUCACGGGGACAAAGAACGUGGAAUGUCAACAUGAGAGUAAGACGUGGAACAAACAUCUUCACGAAGAGCGUCUCAGAGAGGAGCAGUGAUCCCUCUGAAGAUGGCGUUUUGUUUCUGCUGCAUGUGUGCGCACGUCCAAACGCCACCACGCGCUCCGUCGGCCUGAUAAGUUCUUGUUUUCACUGGAGGCACUUUCACCCGUGUUUGCUCGCUCGUGACGUAACCGCGAGAAGAAUAUAAUCAUCGCUCACAGAGAUCCAGGAUUACGCCGCCAUAAUGUUCAGCGGCCUAUCAAAACAUUUAUGGAGGUGAGCAAACACGCCAACGCCAUGUCGGAGCGCCGGAUCGAGCUGUUAGAGCCAGCUUCAUGUGGACUAUGUCCUCCUGGAUUUUUAUGGAUGAGCAAACAGAGUGUGUGUGUGUGUGUGUGUGUGUGUGUGUGUGUGUGUGUGUGUGUGUGUGUGUGUGUGUGUGUGUGUGUGUGUGUGUGUGUGUGUGUGUGUGUGUGUGUGUGUGUGCCUGCUGGGUUAUAUAAUUCAAGUCUAUUGAAUAUUUCCCUCCUCACAUUCCAUAUUUUAUAUAUUUAUAGCUCGGCGUUCUGGUGGCACAUGACAGGAAACGUUCCCCGCCUUCCUCGCUGCCUUUGUCAGAGUCUCUCUCCCCCACGCCACCCUGCCCCCCCCGCUCGCCCAGGAUCCACGCUCAGUUGUUUCUUUAUGAAGAGACGGCGUUACUCUGGCGAUGGCUGCCUCUGAGGUCACGGACCGGUUUGACCACCUCCGUUUGUAUCAACACAUCGCUCUGCCCUCGGGCUGAGCGCUAUUUAUAUCUGUAAUGUUUACGGGGACAUAAAGGCAGGAAAACAGACACGUGUGUGUGUGUGUGUGUGUGUGUGUGUGUGUGUGUGUGUGUGUGUGUGUAAAGCUUUGGUUGUUAAAUCUGCUCCAGGCGACAUGAGCGUAUACGACUGAGUGUUUAAGGCGUUAUCUUCAUCAUCAUCAUCAUCAUCAUCAUCGUCGUCGUCGUCGUCGUCUCUGCAGCUGCUGACCUCCCUCCUCUGUUAUUGUCUGUGACUGAAUCUGACUUUAUAACCCCUCAUUAAGUGCUUUACCAUGUGACACCCCUCCCCCAGGUAGGGGGCGUACGUCACAGAUGUUUGCUUCAGCAGAUGUUGUCAGGACCGCCGUGAUAAUGGCGGCUCGUUCAGGAUGGUCAUGAGGCGGCUGACAUGACAUCAUGGUGGAACAGGGCAACAAAGAGCGUCUUCCUGCUAUAGUCCUCCCCUUCUGCUCGGGUCUGGGCAGCGUUUCCCCGUGACUUCCUGUGGCACACAAACUAAACUUUACCCUUAAACGUCCUCCGAACGACAACGAGGUGAAGAAGAAGAGUUUUUAGGAUUGACUCUGCGCUCACUUUGGAAAUAUACUGAUGUUAGAGUUUAUCCUCCAACUCAGAGCUCAGAGUAAAUGUAUGAAUGAUUGUUCUUGACUCCUGUCUUUGUUUUCGUGGAGGUAAACGUCUGUUCUGGAUGUUUCUUAAACGAAGAGCGUGAGUCCACAGAGAGGCAGGAAAAGGAUGUUUUAGUGCGAGUGCAAACUUCUCGUCUUUGCUCCACGCUCUUCUUCUUCUUCUUCUUCUUCUUCUUGUGUGUUUGCUGCCCCGUUCUUUUGCAUACACAGGAGCAGCGGCGCUCACCUGCAGCUCUGAUGCAAAUAAACGCCGAGAAUCGAACAGCUCGACUUUGUGGCGGAGAAGGAAGCGGAGAACAAAAGCGCUUGUGUCGUCGUCUGGCUUGUUUGUGUCGAUACCUUGCUGACCACGGCGGUGUGACUCAGCCGUGAGGCCGACAUUUAACACAUCAGACAAAAGAGGUGAUGUGAGAACGAGCCGGGGUUGGAUAAUAACGAAAACAUAAUCAGGCCUUUGUGUCGAACGGGGAGGAAAUUUGAUGUUGGCGGGAGGGAGCGGGGAGGAGGACUGUUGGACUGAAGAGACCGUCUCAGUUUUUGCAGAAGUGUAGUGUAGGUGUAGGUGUAGACAAUAACACACACACACACACACUCUCAGUUCACGGUCGGCUCUGCUGCAGAUGUUGUUCGAACAUACAUGCCAGAUGCACAGCGUGAGAUUCAGGAUGUGGUUUGGGCUGGUUGUCCACAGCAGAUCUGAAAGUACGUCUGGAGUGACAGUGUAAGUGGAGGUGUUUCAGACCACAGAGGCCAUGUGUGUGUGUGUGUGUGUGUGUGUGUGUGUGUGUGUGUGUGUGUGUCAGCGACAUGCUGGUUAAAGGCCGGGAUUCUUCAGUGUGUCAACACUCUGUGAAGAAAACCUCACAGCUAAGCAGGGACGUUUUUGAGCGUGUGGACGGACGAGCCCCGCAGAACAGCUCCACUCGGUUAAAUUGGGCAUGAGGACAUUACUAGAGAGAGGUCACAGCAGAACACACACUCUCACACACACACUCUCACACACACACUCUCACACACACACUCACACAGAGGUUUGGGAUGCCGGUAACCCCCUGGUGCCGUGCCAGACGGAUGUCGUUCCCCCUUGACCUUAUUUUGGCUUCACUCGACAUGCCUUGAUGAUGUCAGAGCCGCUAAGCAGAAACAUAAAUAAAGGGCGGCGAUCACACCGCCGCCGCCAUCAUGGAACAAAUGAGAGUGAGGAGUUCCUGUGUGCAGCAGCAGCAGAGCGCUCUCUCCUCUCUGUGCAGAACAUACUUGAGCUCAUGUGUAAGUGACGGACCAUCAGAGACCGAAACACGGAGCAGAGAGGACGAAAACACGAAAUCUUCGCUUCCCUCUUUGUUGAUAUUUACGACCCUUCUGUAAACUUCCCCUCAGUCCUGUUAGUUACAUAUUUCCCCUUCAGCGAGCAGAUAUACAACAGCCGGCGGCGGCGGCGGCGGGGACAAACAAUGCAACAGAGAAUUUAUUUUUGAGGUCACGGUGAUCAGAGAUGUCAGGAGACACCGAAGCCAGACAGGAAAUGUCUCAUUAUGUCCAGAUGGACGAGUCUUUUGUAUGAAGAUGAAUAAUUUUUUAUUUGCAUGUUUGCCAGAAGAGCUGGGCGUGUUCCUGUGUGGAUGUUCAGGCCUCUGCUGUUCCUGGACUCGGUCCUAAUGUUCGUUACAGCUGCACAAAUUAAAGACACAGACGAUCGGCGAGCUGUCUGGAGGUUUUCAUCUGCACACCUGUGUUUACUCUUCCUAAACCUAAAGUGGAGUUAGAGACAGCUCAGGUCAAGUCUUCAUUAUUUAAAUCCAGACUACAGAGGGUCAUCGAGUCCCAGACAUGAGGUCUGAGUAUCCGAACACGUCUAAUUACCUUCAUUAACCAGCAAUUAGACAGAAACAGCAACCCAACAAAUCUAAUUUAUCUGUCUUUAAGGAUUUAUUAUGAACUAAGAGAGAGACAGCGCGCCGCUGCUGACCUGCUGCACCGAGAACAAGAGAGAGAGAGAGAGAGAGGGAGAGAGAGAGGGAGAGAGAGAGAACAAGAGAGAGAGAGAGAGAGAGAACAAGAGAGAGAGGGAGAGAGAGAGAGAGAACAAGAGAGAGAGAGAACAAGAGAGAGAGAGAGAGAGAGAGAGAGAGAGAACAGGAGAGGGAGAGAGAGAGAACAAGAGAGAGAGAGAGAGAGAACAAGAGAGAGAGGGAGAGAGAGAGAGAGAACAAGAGAGAGAGAGAGAACAAGAGAGAGAGAGAGAGAGAGAGAGAACAGGAGAGGGAGAGAGAGAGAACAAGAGAGAGAGAGAGAGAGAACAAGAGAGAGAGAGAGAGAGAGAGAGCUCUGCUAAUAUAAUCAUUAACCAGAGUUUCUACAUUCACUGUAGGUCUGAGUUAUUAUCUUCAUGCUCAUGUCACUCUGUUAAUAUUCUUGGUUUUCAUCGCUGUUUCCACCGUCCUUUAGUUUGUUGAAAAAGUAACAUGUUUUAUUUUGAUGCUAAUAUUAAGAGGUGCAUUUAUUCAGUCCUCCUCCGUCUUUUUACCGUCUUUCUGAAAUAGACGAUAACGUUCAGCUCCGUUUCUUCUCAUCUCUAAAAAUCAGGAAUAUUUUCCUGCAGAUUUUGUUUCACAGACUCGACAGCCUGUUUCCUCUGCAGGGCCGUGUCCACACCUGUGGACUGGGGGGGCUCAGCUGGAGCGCUGACAUAGACAGGGGUGGCCAGAUUCACUCACAUUAACCCUUUUUACUAUUACUAUUUAACAAAAACUAAAAAUAGUAUGUUUUUUUACAAUCUGCUGUUUUUACAGUUAUACCAGAAUUAUAUUAAAGUUUUUAAAAAGUUAUUUUCUUAUUAAAUUACUUGAUAAAUCACCAGAAUAAUCAAUCAGAUAAUCGAUUCAUGGCAAAGGUAAUCAAGUAAUCGGAUUCCUGCUUAGCAAAUAUUUCAAUGAUAUUUUUUUAUUCCUCAUUUUAAAUCUAAAUAUGACAGAUCAUUGACAGAUCGGUUGGUUUUAAUGAAAAAUUAAGGAGGUCAUGAAACACAGAAAAAUGUCUGUUUUUUAGUUUUAAUUAGUUUUCUGUGUAAUAGGACGUCCUUACACAAUAAAAGGGGAAAAAAUAGCUUCAGAAAGCCGAGCAGGAACCCACUGACCUAAAGCAAUGUUCUCUAAAGCUGUGAAAUAGCGACCUUACGCAACUCUAAAACAAAGAGGGUUGAUCUGACCAAAGUGGUAAAUGAGGUCAGUCAUCGGCGGGCAGCGGCUGAGUCGGGAUGAUGUAGGUGACGGUGACAGAAAAUCCUCAAAAAAACUCGCCUGAUUACAGGAAAGGGAGUCAGAGGGGAAGGUGAUGGUGGCGAGGAGACUCCGAAGAGGCAGGAAGGGGAGAUGAGGACUUGAAGAAAAUGAAGGAUAAAUAAAUACAGACAGAGAGAGAGAGAGAGAGAGAGGGGAAAGAAAACAGGACACAGAGAGAGAGAGAGAGAGGAACUCCAUCAUCUGUGGAUGUCUCAGCAUUGUGUGGAAGUUGAAUGCCUGGGUGGAGCGAUAAAGUUUGGUACAAUAAUUUGACACGGCGUUGACCCCUGACAGGAAAUCUGUGCCAUUUGGUGGGCGCUUUCAUCCACAGACGCCUCGCAGUAGCGUUGGUUUUAGCCCGGCCCCCUGAGGAAUGACCUUCUGCGCUCGUUGGCAGACGUCAUGAUGUUAUUAAAGAGAUGAAAAUAGUUGUGAGGAGUAACCUUACGUCUUUAAACUGUUGAAUCAGGAAGUGUGUUCCUCUGGUUCGGUCUGCGGUGGUGUUGGUGAGGAGCAGGUGCUGCAGACAGUUAAUGAUUCUCCGAGGGGAUAUUCUGACUCGGGUUAUUAAUACAUUCAUGCUCAGUGUUUGUCUGCGGUGAUACGGCCACAACUCUGUGUGUCAGCGCCGGGAUGAUGCAAGAUCUGGAUCAGCUAACAUCAGGCUGAAAAAAGAGAGUUAAACCUCAACAAUCAAAUCUACGAAUGACCCUAAACUACAGAGGAGUGAACUCGACGAAGUUACGACGAAUUCUCCUGAUUGGACAGCUCGUGUUUUAGUGCUCAGAUGAACUCUGAGACAAACCAGAACUGUGAAGAGUCACUGUAAGAGUCUGAAACUCCAGAUUACAAGAUUAGGAGGAUAGACUUUAUAAGCUUCGGUUUCGUCACUCAUUUAUUAUCUGAAGUGGCGUUUUGACGUGGUCACCAUAUUGGAAAUACUAAAACAAACAAAGUCGGGCCUUUAGCCUCGUCCUGAACAGCCACAGUGUUCCUCUGAUUCGCUGAACUUCUAACUUUAUUAUCUUCAAAAUCAACAUGUGACAAAUAACCACUUCAAGUUCAGUGUGUAACGAGAGAGAAAUGAAGCUGCUGUAGAUGUGGGUGGGCGUCUUUGAAUGAGUGUGUAUGUGGUUUCAGAGCCAGCCUCUAGUGGACACUCCAGGAACUGCAGCUGGUGGGGCGUCCAAGCUGUCUGUGGUGGGUCCAAACAGUCCUGACCCACCAGAGGCGACCAGAACACCUCGAGUUAUGCUGCUCAGAACCUACAAUCCUGAGUGUUUGGGCCACAUUUAGAGAUAAGGGUGUUCCGAUACGAUAUUUAUGUCGGAUAUCGGUCUGAUAUCAGCCAAAAAAACAAAUAUCGGAUUAUAUCGGCCUGCAUCUAAAAUCUCUGAUAUCAGCACCGUGAUACAAGCAGUCCAUUCCAGACUCCACGUCGGCACCUCUAUCUAGCAGCGCCUGGAUUCAGCAUGAAGAGCCACAUGAUCACAACAACAGUGUAAAGUGACAAAGUAGUAAAGAGUAAAAGUGAUGUCGGCAGUAUUUUUCAUUAAAGUCUGAAAAAGACAUCACAGCUGAGUGCAAAACUUGUCAUACACAAGUUUGUGCCAAUAUCGGAUCAAUAUCGAUAUCAGCCGAUACUGAAGGCUACAAUAUCGGAAACAAUCGAAAGUCAGACAGUUGUUAUCAGGACACCGCUAUCUAGAGAAAAGUUCAGAUUUGAGGAAUAAAGAGAAAAGUUUUUGACUAAAAUGGUGUUUGUGACCUAAAAACUGAACGACAGUAAAUCUGUGUUCUCCAAAUAUUUACAGGAUGUUAUCUCACAUAUUUGUUUUGUUUCUGUCUGAGGAAAUAUUCAUUCUUGGAAACAUCUAAAGACAGUAAAUGACUGUAAUAGUCCUGCUGCUCUGUGUGUCGUUCACUUUAGCAGGAAAAUGUAAAAAUAGAGACAAAGAGGAAGAAGAGUGAAGUUAGAGUCGAGCUGGUGAAACUUUGGCCCAGUGCGCUUAUUCAACGAGGUUAACGUCCAGGAGUUCACGCUGAGGAAGAGUCGACUGUGGGCCAGACUCAGCUCUGAAACACUGAUGCUAACUCUUCACUGUCUUUAUCAUGAAUCAGGUCACAGUGACGACGUCGUCGGUGUGAUUUUCAGGUGAUUUUCAGGCGGCAGUGAAGUGAAGGCCGAGUCAGGACUGAUGGAGAAACCGUUAAAGCUUUCACUGAGAGGCGCCAGCAUGACGUCGUGCCUCUCACAUUCCUGGGUUAUUACUUAAAGAUGUCUGCUCGUCAUCGCCGCUCUCAUGCUCUCAAUGUUGCCUCUCACGCCGGGCGAGCAGCAGAUUUCGGUUAAAGGAAAUCCCUGUCAGUUCAUUAGAGCGCUCCUCCUCACUUUUCAGGAGGAACAAACAUGACGUGGAGCCGAGCAGCAGCAGCAGCAGCAGCAGCUCAGGUCUUUAAACCUCAUCUAGACCGUUUCUGAUCCAGACUGAGGCUGUGAGCUGGUUUCUGCUCCCCGGGGUGAGAUGUUGCUGAUGCACGAUUAUUCAGAGCCGAGGAAUCCAGUCUGGCAAAGUCCCGGGUUCUGAUGGGAACCGAGCUGGUUAGAAUAGGCUUUCUGUCUGUGUGGAUACACACACACACACACACACACACACACACUGUUCCACAUUCAGAAAAGCUACUGAGUGAGGAGGAAAGUAAGGAGAGAGAGUUUUUCAGAGGAAGUGAGACCUAAUCCAUGAAUUAUAUACAGAGAGAGAGAGAGACACAGCCCCUCUCUCUCUCUCUCUCUCUCUCCCCUUGUCGUUCGCCCCGUCAGACCUCCGUUUGCUCUCCUCUCAUGAACUUAAACUUUCUCACUCUCUUGUUCUUCUCAGGUGGAGGAGGAAAACGUAAAGGGAGGAGCAAGAAAUGGAAGGAGAUCCUUCGCUUCCCCCACAUCAGCCAGUGCACUGAGCUGGGAAACAGCAUAGGUGUGUAUGAGUGUGUGUGCUCACCUGUGUGUGUGUGUGACAACGUUCAGUGUUAAAUUGUGUACAUGUGUGUGUUUUCUUCCUGCAGAGAGGGACUAUGUCAGCAUGUGUGAGAAACAGCCAAUCGGACGGCUGCUCUUCCGUCUUUACUGUGAGACUAAAUUCAAGCUGCAGAGAUGCAUCCAGCUGCUGGACGCUAUGGUACGCACUCAGGUUUGCACUUCAACUCCGCCCCUUUCCUCUAAAUCAUCAUGUUUUUAUUAUCAUUGUGAACAGACUCUUCCACCUUUAACUGCAGGUUUACUAACAUUUCAGUGAAACUCUGGGUUUCCUGACACAGAGUACAGAUUGUAGUUGUGUCCCACAUGAGCUAACUACAGGGUGGGUUUGUAGAAUAACACCUAACCUAACCAGAGAACAUCAACUCUGUGGGUGGUAAAAGGCUCUUAUGUAAUCGCUCUGAGCAGAGAUAGAGAGUCUGAAGACUUCUGCAGCUGCAGCUUCACUCCUCAAUAAAACAUCCAGUUUGACAGAAAUCAUCGGUGAGACGGUGUUUAAAGCUCCUGUGAGGAGAUUUCUCAACUUUAUAAAACUGACCAAAGGAAAAACGACAACCUCAGAGUUAUUUAAUCCCAUUAAAAUAUUCACAAUAAAGGGUGAAUGAGUUUAAACAUAUUCAAGUAUAGAAUAGAAUAGAAUAGAAUAGAAUAGAAUAGAAUAGAAUAGAAUAUUCCUUUAUUGAUCCCCCAUGGGGGAAAUUUUUUUGUCACAGCAGCAUCACAGACAAGACAAAAAGUGCAAAAAUGCAGUUAUAACAAUAAGGGUCCUAAUAUUAAGAACUUAAAUAAAUGUAAUAAUUAAGAAAAAAAUUAGAAAAGGUAGAAGAAAAAAUAAAGCUUUGUACAAUAUAUACAAUUUAAAUGCCAUAAAAAAAGUGGUGGUUUAAAUUAGUUUUGUUACUGUUCAUUGUAAAGUCCCAUCCUGCAGGGUGGGAGUCUCAGUAUGUGCAGCAGAAGAGAAGCAGAGACAGAUUUGUCCACAGGGGGCGCCAGAAGUGAUGCAAACUAAGAGCUUUAAAAAGUGAAAUGAAAUAUCAGUAUUUAUGAGACAUGCAGGGUCGACUCGCUCAGGUGUCUCAGCAUUUAAAGAGUUAAAACUGACAGAGCAGUUUUCAUCAUCGUCACGUCUUUUCUCCAUCUUCCCGCAGCUAAAAACAAACAUGGCCGCCCCCUCCUUCCUUUGCGUGUGUGACGUCAGUGCGUUGUUCCACAUUAUAAGUAGUCUGAGUGAAAACCACGCUCUCAUCUGUAAACAUUAAACGAUUCCUCGAUCAUUUUUUGUUAUCGUUUCUACAACCUCCAUCAAAAUACUCCACCCUACAGCGUAACAAAUCCAAAGGUGUAGCUGACUUUAAACUCACCACACGGCGUAUUCACGACCUUACAUGGACGUGUGGGCUGGUUAGGAAAUAGGAAAAGGAAAUAUUGUAAAUCCAAACCACCAACUGAUCCAUUUUAACGUUCGUCAAAGAACAUAUUUGACCCCCUUUACAAAAGCAGUUCACAGCCUGGACUGAACAUUUUACCAACUUGAUCACUUCGUUAAUUUCCUACACAUGUUCUGAGGACGUGUAAAGGCUCAUGAGUUUGGGGGAAAAAAGCUUCAGUAAUAUCCGAAUCGAUCAGGAAUCAAUUUCACAAUAGCUCAUGCUAGCUCACCAAACCCCUUUCAAAAUACCCUGAAUUUACAUGUGAGCACAAACAGACCAGUUUUUCACCCUUAAAAUCUCCUGUUAGUCUCACUUCAGGUUAAAGUCUGGAAAUAUUCAGGUAAAAUAAUCACAUAUUUCUGUUCACACGUCGGGGUAACUCAGAACUUUUCAGGACCUCUGUGCACGUCUGAACGAGGCCGUCAUUUCAGCGAACUGAAUCACAGAGGAGUGAGAACCCUGACUGUCAUGAUUGUUAGUCGUCUCUUUAGUUGUUGUGAAAACAGUAAAAUUUCAGGACUUUUCCUCCGCCGCCUCACUGUCAUCAGAGCGUCUCCUGAAAACAGGCGGGUGCUGCGGGGUCAUACAGCCGGAGGAGACGAUUAAACUGAGUAGUGAUUAUUCAACAGACACAGACCCUCCUCCUCCUCCUCCUCCUCCUCCUCCUCCUCCUCCUCUUCCUCCCUCUGCCCCUCACCCGGCUUGUUGUCCCCCCUUUCCAAUCUUUCUCCCCUCGUCUAGACGAAUACCUCCCACAUGACACAUUUAAGUCUUUAUCUCUGCCCAGAAUAUCUUUGGGGGUCAUGUGACGGAGCAGAAAGGACGCCAUUGUUUCCCACACCAACACCCCCUUUUCCUCCCCUCUCCUCUCUUCCUCUCCUCACCCCCACCUUCAGCCUGCCGGCCCCAAAAGUGACCGAAAAUCACCCGCACCCGUUCAUCCCAAACACAUGUUGGCGCUAAUUCUGCCGUCCAUGUGACGCGGCGUGAGGCGGCGUGAGGCGGCGUGAGGCGGCGUGAGGCCAAACUCGGCGUUGAGCUUUAAACGGAGCGCUUUACUGACUGAUAUCAAAGUGAUUAAAAGACAUGUGAGUGUGUGAAGUUCAGAGUGUGUGUGUGUGUGUGUGUGUGUGUGUGUGUGUGUGUCUGUGUGUGUGUCAGAGUCAGAGUGUGUACAACAGAGGAAGGAAUGUGCUUGGGGGGUUUGAGUGGUUCCUCUUACAUCACGAAAAGGUGUGUGUGUGUGUGUGUGUGUGUGUGUGUGUGUGUGUAUGUGUGUGUGUGUGUGUGUGUGUGUGUGUGUGUUAGUUGGAUCCCUGCUGCGUCCAAAAGGCUAAAAGGGCGUCUUCUUUUCCCCUUUGGCUGACCCCCCACCGGCAAAGGGUGGGAUUCAGACAGCUCAUUUACUGUGUGUGUGUGUGUGUGUGUGUGUGUGUGUGUGUGUGUGUGUGUGUGUGUGUGUGUGUGUGUGCACCUCCCUUAACAAAGCCUCAGUUAAUCAACCUUUGGCAGCCGUCAUAAUUCGCUCUUUUGCUUUUAAAGAUCUCGAACCUCAGAUCUGCGGUCCUGGUUCAUGUUCCUCCUCAUGUCUCUCUGAUUCAUUCUCUCUCUCUCUCUCUCUCUCUCUCUCUCUCUCACACACACACACACACACACACACACCCACACACACACACACACUUUUACUCUUACUCUUUCUUACUUUUACUCUAAACUCCUUCUGCAGAGUUUGUGACGCCGUCCGUUUUUAAAGCCGUGUUUCCUUAAUCUCCUGGCUUAUCUGUGUGUGUGUGUGUGUGUGUGUGUGUAUCUAUAAAUGUGUGUGUGUGUGUGUGUGUGUGUGUUUUGUUGUGGAAAGCUGGUGACGCUGGUGUGACACACUGUGACACUCCAGGACCUCAAGGAAUCCCACCGUGUUUACUGUGCGGUUUCCAGGCAACGCAGGGCCAUGUUGGAAAAAGGCCACUGAUAGAAAGAGGAGAGGCAGCGUGCGGCCCCCGGGCGCCAUGUGCCGCCCCCUCCCCCCGCUCCCUUUUUGUGACAUGUUAAAAGUGCUGCAUAAGAACUGCGUCAGAGCGCUGCUCGAAUGUCUGACAGAGAAGUUCAGCGAGGCUUUAGGUGGAUUCAGGAUCCAGUUUGAGUUCUGGAUCUGAAGUCCGGGUCUAACCCAAACUGCUGACUCCUCAUGAGCCGAAGAUCCUGCAGGUGGCGCUCCUCUUGUUGCUCCAAAAUCCCUCGACUUUGGAAGGACCAGACUCAGACCAGAAUCAGGGACGUCUUUCAAACCCACUUCAGGAUUUUACUUUUUCUCACAGUCUUCACUGAUUCAUUUAAUCAGUUCUCCUCAUAUAUUUAGACUUUCACAUAAUUCAUGUGUUCAUACGUCCUCCUUUUCUGUCCCUGAUCACUUUGACUGAUUGAUUUAUCAGUUUGGUUAUUCCUCAGUGUCCUCUCGUUGAUUUAAAAACAGAUAUAAUGUUAAUAAAAACCUGUCGUUGAUUUCAGAUCGAGUUCAUUUGGUUUCUCUUUAAGUCGGUUUAAUGUAAAUGAAGUGUCCUCUUGUUGUUCUCUGCAUGACUUACAUGUAAAUAAAAAACGCUCUAGUUACAAAAAUCAACAAAGUUUGAUCUUCUUUGUAAAUGUAAAUAAAGUGCGAACAGAUUAUAACCCAGUUUUCAGACUCGUAUGAAUCUACAUUUUUGUUUUUAUGCAGAGUUUUUGUUUUUCGAUAAUUCCUCUAAAGUCCCUCCUAGUUUACACUAAUUUAACACCCCGGCUGUGCUGCCUUUAAAGACGAAGAUAAACAGUUAAAAACGUUGAAUAAGUUAAUAAGUUAUUCGUUUUAAACAUAGACUGUAUCUAGAAUAGACGCCGUCUGCCUCCUCUCUGUGAGAACAGCGCCCUCUGGUGACGGUCUGCAGUAUAGUUCAUAAACCCCGCCUCCUUAUGGAGCUGUGGACAAACUUUAUAAAUGAAUGACACAGAAUAUAAAUGUUUCUCCCCCCUGGUUGUGAUGUUGACAUGUAGUUACUGUCAGACUGGUCUGUGCUCAAGUCCUCUUUUUUCUGUACAGCUCCAUUUUUAAAAGUUAUUAGGGGGUUCAUGUUUUCUAUGAUUGACACCUGAUACAGCCAAUGGGAGGACAGAGAUUGAGUAGCUCACCCGGGGGAUACGCUGUUUGAGCAGAGCGUCAUCACAGUGACUCGGCGAGUUUGUUUUAUUGGGCCUCUGAAAUCGCAUCAGAGUGAGCGCUCUGUUCGUCAUGUGGAGCUGCGUGGGUCUCCUCCGUGUUUGCUAGCUUCGUACAAAACAAGCGUCUGUACACAUGUUACUGCUGUAUUUUUCUGCUUCUGCCUUAGAGACCAUCUGUCUGUGAGUAAAGUUUAAACAAUGUUGUUACUUAAAGACGGUUUUAAGUUCGUUAUGUUUACUGACUUAUGUUUUAUUCCAGUCUCUACGCCAGUCUUGUAAAGUUAAACCUGUUUGGGUUUUUUUUUGGUUGUUUUUGCGAACAGUGGAGUCGCCCCCUGCUGGCUAUUACAGAGAAAGCAUGUUUAAAGCAGCUCUCCAGGAUCCACCUCAUACAUACAUACAUGUGUUUGAAUAAACUGGACUCUCUCUGUCGUUUGUUGAAUCCUCAUGAUUCUGUGUCGACUUUUGUUGUGAUGUGAUUUAGGAAGACUACGAGGUGACUCCUGAUGAACAACGAAAAAGCAGAGGAGACCAGAUCAUCAAGACUUUUCUCUCCAAACAAGUAAGACUCUGAAUUUAAUCAUCAGGUCAUAAAUGUAAGAAUCAGCUGAUUUUCAUUUAUACAUGCAUACGUCCGUAUACGUCACCGUGUGUGUGUGUGUUUCUACAGUCACCUCAGCACGUGGAAAUCGCGGAGGCCUUUGCAGACCAGUGCCGAGAGAACCUGGAGCUCAGUCCAUGUAAGGAAAUCUUCAGCAACUGCAGCAAGUGAGUCCACUGUGUGAUUUUAGUCCUGGCUCUCACCUGUCUGCUGGAUGCUCACCUGUACUCGCUCUACCUGCUCUCUUUUUUCCCUCCUGUUAUGUAAGAGAAACAGCACAGAUAUUGUUCAGUUUUAUCACUUGAUGAGUGCUCUGACUGAGCUGACUGUUCUGUUGUGUGUGUGUGUGUGUGUGUGUGUGUUUUGUGUGGGAGCAGGACUGUCCAUGACUACCUGAGUGGAGCUCCGUUCUCUGACUACCAGAACAGCAUGUACUUUGACCGGUUCCUGCAGUGGAAGGUGUUGGAGAGGUACAGAAAUAAAAGCUCUUUUUUCGUUCCUUCUCUGAUCUGAUCGUGUUUCUGCUGUAAUUUCACUCAGAGAUGAUCUCCACUCUGAGUUUAUCCUCCUCACAAAGUGUUUGACAUCCUUCCUCCUUUUUAAUUUGACUUCCAUCAUAAUAAAGCUGCUGAGAUCAGACCGUCACAGCCUCACGUACUGAUGUGGACACCUGUGUAACCUCAGAAAGGUCAAAACAGCAGCUCCACUUCGUUUAGUCGUCAGUGUUUUAAUUGAAUUAUAUGUGGAGUGAAGAAACAACCAGUACGGACCUUCUGACAGGAUCUGUAUGUGGACAAUAAUAAUAAUAUGUAGUUUUUUAUAUCCUCCUAACUUAUAUUUAUUUAUUUAUUUGGAACAUGUUUGCAAAGAAAUAAAAUAAUAGAAAAAUGUUGUUUAUAUACAAAUGAGAAAAUGAAGGAAAUUAAUUAUACACGUUCAAAAAGAAAAAGAAGAUGUAAAUACUUAUAUAUAUACACAUAUAUAUGUAUAUAUGUGUAUAAAUAUAUAUAUAUAUAUAUAUAUAUAUAUAUAUAUACACAUAUACACAUAUAUACAUAUAUAUGUAUAUAUGUGUAUAUGUGUGUGUAAUAUAUAUAUAUAUAAAUAUAUAUAUAUAUAUUUAUCUGCGUGAAAUAUAUUCGCAUCCAAUGACUGGACAUAUGAAUUACCUUGAAGGACCAUAUUACCACGAAAAUCCAUCUGUUCUCAUGUUGAUUCUCAUGUUGAUAAAAGUAUAACAAUUUUAAAAAGAUAUUUAGAAUGGAUCAAAAAUAUAUAAUUUAUUUUAAUCAUGAUUAAUUAUGAUCACAAUUCGAUUAACCGCGAUUAAAUAUUUUAAUCGAUUGACAGCCCUAAUAUAUAUAUAUAUAUAUAUAAACAUAAAAAUAAGCCUAUAUCUAUAUCCAAUAGCCACACACUAUUUAGCAAACUUACAAACAGAAGACUAAAUUUACAUCAUAAAUAUGGAUUAAAGGUGAUUCUUGAUUGGCUGUGAACAUGUGGAUUUUUUUUUUACCUUUAUUUGCUCUGAUAAUAAUUAAAGUGGCCAAAUAUUAAAAUAAAGCAAACAGGUGAGGAAGCUUCUCUAGUGAAGAGUCCUGUAGCUGCAGACAGAAGCAGAUUUGAUGUAGAGUGCAUUUCAGAGUCAGCCGGACGUAAACAGCAGCUCUCAGAGCGGCUCUCAGAGCAGCGCUGAUUGUAUCCGUGUCUGGAAAGUGAAAUUACUUCCAAGAGGCCCCACCCUCUGCACAGGAAACAGACGCAGGAUGGUAUCGAGUUCUGCAGAUAAUACCUCCGUCCUAAUCAAUACGACAUGAGCAUCUAUUAAUGGGAUCUGCUGUGUCUGUGUUCUGUCAGGCAACCAAUCACGAAGGACACGUUCAGACAGUACCGAGUGCUGGGGAAGGGGGGAUUCGGCGAGGUAGGAGACGCAGCUUUUGUUAAUUGUUGGAGAUGAUGAUGAUUUGAAGGUGUUGUGAGUCACCAUCUGCUGUUUUUUUAUUUUAGGUGUGUGCCUGUCAGGUUCGAGCCACAGGGAAGAUGUACGCCUGCAAGAAGCUGGAGAAGAAGAGGAUAAAGAAGAGGAAAGGAGAGUCGAUGGCUCUCAACGAGAAGCAGAUUUUAGAGAAAGUCAACAGUAGGUUUGUGGUGAGUCAAAACAGGAACUUGGUCUGGAUUCAGUUUUCUGUCCAUGUGCGCUCUUUCCUUAACAGCGUCUGUGAAUUUCCUCCUCCAGGUGAGUUUAGCGUACGCUUACGAGACCAAAGACGCUCUGUGUCUGGUGCUGACCAUCAUGAACGGUGGAGACCUGAAGUUUCACAUUUACAACAUGGGGACGCCGGGCUUCGACAAGGACAGGGUCCAGUUUUAUGCUGCUCAGAUCUGCUGUGGGCUCGACCAUUUGCACAGGGAAUCCAUCGUCUACAGGUAACAGAGAGCGCCGCCUUUCCCUUCAGUCCUUCACCGUUUACCCCGACUGACUGACUGUUCUUAGUUUUUUUUAAAAGGCGUCUUGAGGCUGAGCGCUCGCCGUCUGUUUGAGUCAGGAUGUCAAACCAAACAUGAUCAGACUGAAGAAAUGAAUUUGCAACGAAGAACUAAAUUUGCACGACAUGUUUGCAUAACAAACCAGAAUAAGUCAGAGAGAACGAGAGAGAGAGGGAGAGAGAGAGAGAGGGAGAGAGAGAUUACUGUAACCAUCAGAUCUGAAUCACAGUUAGAACAGAGCUUCUGAUUGGUGGAGAGUUUGGAACGCAGCCUCUGAUUGGUCAAUUGAUGCAACAUAAAAGUGUAGAAGUGAAGAAAUGAUGACUUUGAAUGAAUUUGCUGAACGAAAACUUCGGCUCUACCUUUUUGAGUUUUUGUCACUUUUUCAGUUCAGUUUAUAAAUCCUGUCAGUCAUGAAGUCUGAACGUGUUUUUAUUUCUUCACUCUGUGUUUUUGUAGAGAUCUGAAACCAGAGAAUAUCCUCUUAGAUGACAACGGUGAGUUCUGAAAAUGUUUCCUCACAGAAGUAUUUUAGCUGAAUACUGCAGGUCGACACAAUCACAGAUAAACACUCUUAUAUAUUAUAUAUAAUUGAUGAUAAUCUGAAUUUAACAGGCUUUAAUGCUUUCAUGUUAUCUUAAAGGACACAUCCGUAUUUCUGACCUGGGGCUGGCUAUCAAAGUGCCUGAAGGCGAGCUCAUCAGAGGCCGAGUGGGGACCGUGGGCUACAUGGGUGAGAAAAACAAACUCACGUUAAACUUUACUUUAAUUUUCAUCAUUAAUCCUCAGAAAUAAUGAAAACAGAUCUGAAAAAAUGUCAACAUGAUGAGAUCGCAAAAGUCCAAAUUAUAAAACAAAUUUGUAAAAAAUUAAAUAAUCAAAUAAAAACGACAAAUUUUGAGGGAUUAAGUCCCUUUAAUUAAUUUUAUUAAAUAUUUUAAUCAAUAUAAAACAUUUUUAACUGUGACUUUUUGAUCGUUUACGUCAUUUAAAAUGUGACCUAAUUUCAUGAUUGACUGUUUAUUUUAUGAUUACUACUUUUCAUAUCAAAAUAUCACUUUAAUGUCAUUAUUAUGAGUUUUUAUGUGGACCGUGGCCUUUUCUGUAGUCGUGACUUUUUAGGUUAAAAUAAUGACUUUCUGUCUCAAACAUAUGACCUUUUAUUUUAUUAUUUGAUUAACUUUUUUUCAUAAUUUUAACUUUUAUUUCAUCAUUUUUAUCUCAUUAAUUUGUCAUUUUAUAUUCAGGAAACGAUUUUCCUUCUCAUAAUACUGACUUUUAUUUCAGAAUAAAGACUUUUUAUCUCACACUUUUGACUUUUUGCCCCAACAUGAUGAUUUACUUAUUAUUUUAACUUUCUGUCUCAUAGGAAUGACUUUUUAUCUUUUUUUAUAGUUUUUAUUUCACUAUUGCAGCUCCUAUCUCAGAAUAAUGACUUUUUAUUUCAUGAUGACAUUUUUUUAUAUUAUUAGUUUUUUUUAUCUCAUAGUUUUAAUAACAUAUUAACUCCCUCAUAGCUUUGACUAACAGUCUCAUAAUUUGUACUUUUAAUCCUUUUAUUAUGACUUUAAUUUUUAACAUCACAAAAUGGUGGCGGUCUCAUAAUUUUGACUUUCUUUCUCGUCACGAUGACUCAGUAUUUAGACUCUGUAUUCUCCGAGGACCAGUCCUCCUCCCAGUUUGUACUGGUGGAAAUGGGCUCUCAUACUAAUCAGAUAAUCACUCUAACUAAACAGAACUGUUUUCUGUCUCUGCAGCUCCAGAGGUGAUCAACAACGAGAAGUACGGCAUGAGUCCCGACUGGUGGGGGCUGGGCUGCCUCGUGUACGAGAUGACCGCCGGACGAUCGCCCUUCCGCGCCCGAAAAGAGCGAGUGAAGCGGGAGGAGGUGGAGAGGAGGGUGCAGGAGGAGGAGGAGGAGUACAACGACAAGUUUACAGAGGACACGAAGGCCAUCUGCAGAAUGGUGAGCGUUUGAUGGAGGAAUAAAAAAAAGGUGUGUGGAGGGAGAGAUGGAGGAAUGAUGAUUAAUGUGGUGACUCAUCUCUGCUGCCGCUGCUCACCCAGCUGCUGACCAAAGACCCGAAGCAGAGGCUGGGGUGCCAGGCGGACGGAGCAGCGGGCGUCAAGGCCCACUCGUUCUUCAAAAACAUCAACUUCAAGAGGCUGGAGGCUGGAAUAGUGGAGCCUCCCUUUGUGCCUGAUGUGAGUAAUUUAUCCUCCUGAAAAUCGAUGGUGCUGCAGAAACAGGCUUUGAAACUCUUCUGUACUUUGACUUUUGUUUGAAUCACAAACGGCUUCAGCAGGAAGAAAAACUCUCUUUUCAAGAAUAGCGAGAAUAUUUCCACGAACUGCUAAGAUAAACUUGUCCCUUUCUUGCCCUCUCUCUUCUCCCGUCGUCUCUUAUCACCGUGGUCGCUGCCCUCCCCCAGCCCCGGGCGGUGUACUGUAAGGAUGUUUUGGACAUUGAGCAGUUCUCCACAGUCAAGGGAGUUAAUUUGGACCAAACUGACAAUGACUUCUACUCCAAAUUCGCUACAGGCUGUGUUUCCAUCCCCUGGCAGAAUGAGGUAAGUGUGUGAACUUCGUAUGACAAACGCCCGCCGCAGUUUCACUGCUGCAAGAACUCGCUCGCCGAAGUUCACCAAAUCUGCUCCACUUCCUCCUCUGAUCUCAUUUCUUCUGUUUUCUUAUCUAAUCUACUUUUUCUUUACUCUUCUUUUUCUUCUCAAUGUUAUAACCUCCUCAUCUCCUCUUUUCUUUCCUCUACUCUGAAUGUUUGUAUCACAUUUAUCUCCUUUCCUUUUUCCUUCUUUCCUUUCCUUUCCUUUCCCAUCCUUUCUUUCUCAUUUCCCUUAAACUCUCAUUUUAUUUAACUGCUCUUUCCUUCCUUUCCUUUUCUUCUUUCCUUUCAUUUUUCCUUUUUCACUCUCUUCUCUCUUUUGUGCUCUUCUUUUUAUUUGUUUGUUUAUAUUUCCUUUACUUCUUUUCUUCUUCCUUUUCUCUUUCUUUCUCCAUCCUUCUCUCUUAUUUUUCUUUUCUAUUCUUCUGUUUGUUUUCCUUUCUUUUCCUGUUGUUCUUGCUCUUUUUUUCCCUUGUUCUUUUUCUUUCCUUUCUGUCAUUAUCUCAUUUCAACCUUUCUUUCUCUCCAUUCCUUUCUUUUUUCCUUUCCUCUCCUCCUCUUUUACAUUCCCUUUUUUCCUUUCCUUUCUGUCUUUUUCCAUCCUUCCUUUUCAUUUCCUCCUCUUUUACCCUUAUUUAUUUGCAUAUUGUUUCUUUCUUACCUGCUUAAUUGGGUCUGCUUUUCAUUUUUUUUUUUUUACUUCUUUUUCUCUUUGCCUUCUUCCACUUUUCUCUGUAUCUACCUUUUUAAAUUCUCUUCUUCCUCUAAUCUUCUUUUCUUUUAUCAUCUUUUGUCUCUUUUUUACUCUGCACUUUCCUUUUAUUUUAUCUUCCUUUGAUUCUUUUCUCUCCUCUGCUUUUUUUCCUCAUCUGACCUCAUCUCCCUUUGUUUUUUUCUUUACAUCUUCUCCUCCUUUUCUCUCUCUCUCUCUCUCUCUCUCUCUCUCUCUCUCUCUCUCUCUCCUCCAGAUGAUAGAAACUGAGUGCUUCAGAGAUUUGAACGUGUUCGGGCCUCAAGGGAUGAGACCUCCGGAUCUGGACUGGAAUCAGCCGCCAGAGCCACCCAGACGCAGCCUGCUGGACAGGAUCUUCAGGAGGCAUGUGAGUAACACACACACACACACACACACACACACACACACACACACACACACAAUGAUGCAUUAAUAAAAACAAACCCUUACACAUCCUCUCUCUCUCUCUCUCUCUCUCUCUCUCUCUCACUGCAGCACCCAGAAGUGUCUAUCUCCCACAGCCGUGUGCAGUCUUCCAGUGUAAACUCUGUGGACUCCAUGUCCAACUCUGCCCCCUAG
Messenger RNA from Xyrichtys novacula (pearly razorfish), 28387 nucleotides. NCBI's taxonomy places the organism in Eukaryota, Metazoa, Chordata, Actinopteri, Labriformes, Labridae. The record is from the annotation of a GenBank genome assembly.